Molecule: messenger RNA, 2880 nt
Organism: Culex pipiens pallens (northern house mosquito)
Lineage: Eukaryota; Metazoa; Arthropoda; Insecta; Diptera; Culicidae
Product: chondroadherin-like
Exons: 4
Coding region: 1213-2505 (430 amino acids)
Cellular component (GO): voltage-gated potassium channel complex
Molecular function (GO): transmembrane transporter binding; potassium channel activator activity; voltage-gated potassium channel activity
Source: RefSeq, a predicted model, not a curated record
AUCUGUUGAACUCACAAACACCCACCUCCCAUCAUCCACCACAAUUAAUUGAGCUGUCUUCGUGGCAAGUUGGCACCCGUUGGUCGCCGCCGGGGCCCCAGCGGAACCGAGGUCGGUACCAGGACAGCGACAGGACAGCACACAUAAAUAAACCAGCCAGCAUCAACCCGCUCCCGUCCCGUCCGACCUCCGAGGCCUCGGCAAUUAAUCACCGUGCCACAUGGUCCCCGCGGAUAGAAAAGGCCUUUUCGCCGAAUCGGUCACUCGGUCACACUUGCCAGAUGUUUUCGCCGACUGGAAGGCCCACCCAGGGCGCAUGCGCUUCCGGAAUCGGCAAUCCGAACCUCCGAACUGGGGCCACCACCAACAGAGUUGACAGUCCGUCAACGGUGGAUCGCAGGUUAGUUAUCUAAGGUAAUUCUUACGCGUCGGACGCGGGUUUUCCCAUUGUGUCUGGUCAGAUUGCCGCGCGGAAUUGGCCACACGACCCGUUCGCGAUACCGUCGAGAGCAAUAAAAACGGACAGAACGCGUGGUGUCGCGCGGGCUGCCUACGAGUAGGCGCGCACUCUCUCUUUUGUUUACCGCAAGAGUUUUGCGUGAAUCGCUAGCGCACCAUAGAAGACCUGGCCGGAACUGGUCCCGCGAUGCUGCCGCCUGCUACGAUGAUGAAUGGCGCUGGUGUGUGUUGGCCGUCCCAGCAGUGAUUGUGGAACGUGUUGGCCAGCACCACCACGUGCGCUGCCCGGAAGAGAAGAUGCACGCCACGCCAGACCGAGUUAUCUGUUGAUUAUUUAUUAACUGACGACCGUUCCGAGGGAUUCCUGGGGGGGUGAGCGUACUUCCGGGGUCGAGGGUAGAUUACAGUGACCCAGCGAUAGCUGGGCCAAGUGCGCUUGUCUAGUGUGAGUAGAGGGCAAAAGUGUGUGUGUGUUUUUGCGUGUAGAUUGAAGAUACUAUCCAGAGGAUCUGAACCUGUGCCAGUGCGGCCCGUUUGCGAGUGUCCAUUUGGUAGCCCUCCCUCAACCGAGGACAUCGGAUACUGCACCGAGGUGGGAUCGCUCAUCCACAGGAAGCGAGACUCAACGGACUGACCAGAACUGGACUGCAAAAGCGAAAGUAUCAUCAUCAAGUCGUCGUAGUAAAUGCUACAAAAAUAGUACAAAAACUUCAAAGACGAAUCAUCUCCCUCGGUUGGACGAAAGGGGCAGCCAUGAAUGUCGUCUGGCGGAUAUUGUUCUACAUCGGAGUCCUGUGGCGAUUUUACGGCUGUCGGCACUUUAUCGUCGAGGCGGCCUGCCCUAAAGGGUGUCUGUGCCUGUCGCCGGCUCAGGUGAUGUGCAACAGUGGUGAACUGCGAGAAAUACCCCUCAAAAACAUGCCCCUCACAGUAGAAACUCUAGCCCUGCAGAAGAACAUCUUCCCGGUGAUCAAGAGUGACGCUUUCCUGGGCCUGAAAGCUCUCCGAAAGCUGUCCCUCGAUCGGAACAACAUCACCACCAUCAAACCGUUUGCGUUCCGUGGGCUUCCCCGGCUGCGGGACCUCUCGAUCCAGCACACCCCGCUGGCCGUCGUGGCGUCGUUUGCCUUCGCCGGCCUCCAGAACGUGUCGCAGAUUUCGCUGUGCCACAACAAAAUUCUUCGCAUCGAAGCGUACGCGUUCGCCGGUUCCGCCGGCAUCCGGUUGCUCAAUCUGGCGGACAAUCCGACCGUGCUGGUCGAGACGAACGCGUUCUCCAGCCUCAGCUCCGUGGACCGGUUGAUACUGCCCUCGGGGAUCCGGAACAUCUCGCAGGACGCGUUCUUCGCGCUUGAUAUGGUCGGCUACCUGAAGCUCUCCUUCAUGGACCUGUCCGAGGUAAGCGCGUUCACCUUCCGGGGGCUCACGAACGUGAAGCUGCUCUCGCUGCAGGAGUCCGACCUGGGCGUCAUCAGUGCCAACGCGUUCGACGGUCUGGACCACGUCGACACGCUCAACAUCCUGAACAACAAAAUCGACGCCAUCCACGAGCUGAACAUCACCGCCGUGAACCACGUCCGGACGCUGCGGCUGCAGGGGAACCACCUGCUGGAGACGCCGGAACCGGGCAGCAUCACGCUGGAGGGGCUGGGCGUGCUGCACGUCGUAGGGAACUACUUCCCCUGCGGGUGCCACAUUCACACCCUGCUCGAUAGUCCGCUGGCGAACGGUAGUUACGCUUCCGGGGAGGACUUCCUGUCCAAGAACUACUGCAUUUCGCCGCUAGAGGUCAACGGACUGCAGAUGGCCCAGCUGGACAUCUUCGCCAUCGGCAGGUGCCACGAGCAGGUGACCCGGGAAAAUUUGGAAGCAUCUGGUGCGGCCAGCCUUGCCGCGUCCCUGGUUCACUUCCGGUGGUGCCAGGGGUCCAGCUCGUGGUGGUGUGACCACAGCUGGAUAAAUUAUUCAGCCACAGUCGCACUGCUGCAUCCGUACGGACUGGUACUGUUAGCUUAUUUUAAAUAUUUUAGGCUCAAAAUCAGUUGAACUUAAUGGGUUUGCCUGUAGCACGUGAUUGUAGUGUGAACCCUCCCCUCCAGCAAACAGCAACAGCAGCUUAGAGAAUUAUGUACGUGUGAAUGUGUUUGUUGGAAGCGUUUGCGUGAAAGUGUGUCCUGCGGGGACCUGGACAAAAUGGGUAGUUUGUUUUCAAUAAUGUACAAACAAGUUCUGUUUAAAAUAUUUAAUAGUGGCGAAUAGAAGUGUGAGCGCGAGUAAUUAUAGCGAUGAUGACGACGCAGCAAAAACAGCAGUAGCAGUAGAAGUGGAAAACUGUAAUGCGGAAGCUUUACACUGAAAACUUUGCUAAAUGAAUUAUUUUACACAAAGGGUGAGCUUAAUGAACACUUUUGUAGGUGAUUC